AUGGGUGUCAACAAUGACUUCCGAACAUGGGAUCCACAGAAGCCUCGGAGGGCGGAGGCCAUCUCUGGAGAAACUUGGGCAUCCUUUCGGGCAAUGAUAACUGACUGGCAUGCUCGAGGCCUGACAAAGAAGGAGAUUCUCGGGAAAUUAUCUGUCGAGCACAGCUUCUUCCCUUCUAAAAGCCAGCUUGUAGCCCGGAUGGGGCUUUGGGAUUUGCAUGUUCAUCGAAGGGCUCCUCUAGCCCUCGAUCAAAGCGACCUCUCUCUGGACGAUCUUUUUACCUCACCUGUCACCUCGGUACCACCAUCUCGACCCCCAAACAAGUCGGUGUACGAUUCUCGUCUACGUUCAUCGAAACUCACGCCUCAAUAUAUGCCAAAGUCUAUAAGUGCACCGACUGUGCUUACAUUUACGGACAAUGUACGGCCUUUCGAUCGUUUGACUGUGACAAGUUCUUCGACAUCUCUGUCUGCGCAAUUUCAGUCUCACCGUUACAAUGAAAUCUUUCACUCUAGAUGGGCACCUACGAAUCCAAAUGGGGUGGAUAUAUUUAUAGAUCACCUAAAUUCUCUUUUACAAUAUUUCCCCCAGCGACUACUCUUCCACGAUCGAUUUUUCGGAGCCGAGGCAAUCUGUACAAUGGAUCAACUGCGAGUGGAAAGACUGCUCAAGUUAGCAAGUUAUCUUUCUGCAGGCAACCUCCUGCGCGACUCUUUCGACACAUACCUGACCUGUUUUGCAACUACGGUCUUCUACUUCCCGACAGCUCUCUCAACUAGCGAGGAUGAUUUCCCAUAUGCGGACGAGCAAUUUGCUACUUGGUUAUUGCAGAGGAUUAGAGAAAUUACCAGACACUCUCAUAUUCUUGGGUUCCUCGUCACCUCCGCUGUCGGGUGCGUGCGUUCCUCGUGCACUCUAGAUGAUGCAAGUUGCGCUGGCAGGCUAUUGCGAAUAUUGAUGAGCAUUCUGAGCGAAGGUACUGGCAGAUUCUUAGCGCUGUUGACACUGCUUCACCACUAUCAUCGAGAUCUUGAACAAUUCUGGUCACCAAUUGGAUUUGAAUGGACCUCUACAUCUGCUUGUCAUCUUAUGCAAGAGAAUGUCGCCGAAGAUGUGUUCUCUACCCUGAUUCCAGAUGUCAAAGACAGAGAAUUGGUCUUCCUAUCUUCCAAGGAGCAAAUUGAAUUUGCGUUUCCCACAGACAACUUUUGGGUAGGCUCAAAACUUUUCGACAUUGCUCAUGAUAAAAUUGCCAGGCAGUUCAUCGGCAAUGCUUUUAUAAGAUCAAAAGCCUUUGACCUGCUCGGCUGGUGCAAAAUUACCUUCGUCUCAAAGCAAAGGUCGAUCGAGGAGAGACUGGUGGAAGUACAGGACAUGAAAUUGGAGUACGAGGAAUUUCAAGACAUAGCCUCGCAGUUACUUUUCUGGUGCUUCAUACACGAGAAAACAUGCAGCAAUGGGAGCCCACCACUUGAUGAGUCGGCCUAUGCCUCGUCAAGCUUCUCACGGUUUGGUAUCAACAUCCCAGACGCGUUUGCUGUUGUUGCAAUCUCUGUAACCAAAAAGGCUCAAUGGCCGAAGACUUUUAAAGAUCUAGCUUCUGGCACCCUUCAGCCAUCAACGCUUCUUACUUGGCUUCUAAAGAGACUCCAGAUGCUGAUGACCGAAGACGGUAUUUUGGAAUUCAUUUACCGAUAUUUCAGACGAAUGUUGCGCCACCAGUCCGGGGGUGUCAGCAAUCUGCUACCCAGUGCUACUUCUACGGGCAGAAGAUUCGCUCACAUGAUGGCCGAGCACUUGUUCGGUAAUAUUGAUGCUAGCUGCGUCCCUACGACCGCCAAUGCUUGUACCAAUGAAGCGAAUCAUGCUAGAAGAUUCGAGGUACCCGACGGCAACGACAAGGUUGCAGGCUUCGCUUGCGGCGAUAGUCGACCCUGGGAUCGCCUCUUCAUCCUCUUCGAUGAGUGGGGAGCAACGAGAGUUUCGCUCCUUAGCUCAGCAGUUACAGCAAAAGACAUGGCCAUUCUGGCGGACCCUGACCAGUGGGGAGACUGA
Molecule: messenger RNA, 2055 nt
Organism: Exophiala aquamarina CBS 119918
Lineage: Eukaryota; Fungi; Ascomycota; Eurotiomycetes; Chaetothyriales; Herpotrichiellaceae
Exons: 3
Coding region: 1-2055 (684 amino acids)
Source: RefSeq, a predicted model, not a curated record